Molecule: messenger RNA, 3539 nt
Organism: Ziziphus jujuba (common jujube)
Lineage: Eukaryota; Viridiplantae; Streptophyta; Magnoliopsida; Rosales; Rhamnaceae
Exons: 10
Coding region: 562-3186 (874 amino acids)
Source: RefSeq, a predicted model, not a curated record
UCUCUGAAACUUCCUUCUUUCUAUUCUCUUCUCUCUUUCUCUCUCUCUCUCUCUAAAAGUCUCUCUCUUAUUUGAAGGACUUUCUGUUACUUUCUCACAGCUAGGGUUUCGUUUCCUUUACUUCAAAAUCUGAAAACGAAGCUUUCUUUACCGAGCGUUGAGGAUUUGGAUUGAUUUGUUGGUUCUGAGUGGGAUUUGAAGUUUGGAUGUUUGGCAAGUUUGUUUGUUCUGUUCUCAUUUAUUAACUUUUAAGCAGAGUAGGGGAAGAAAAUUCACCUAAAACUGUAAUUUCAUAGGGACCAAUGAUGUAAUGCAGGAUAGAAAGGAAGAUCAUAUUUCUUUGCGUGCAUAUGGUUCUACCCCAAAGAUUGGUCGUUAUGAUAAGGAUGACAACAGAAAUGAUGACUAUGAGCAUGGUUGAUGAUGUUCAAAACUGAUGAUCUGAUAUUUAGAGGAAUCAUCUGAUUGUGUUUACUGUAAAUAGAUGUGCCUUUUUAUGCAUUUUGUACAAGAGGAUUAAAAAGGCUUAAUUAAUUAUUACUUUUUAGUUUCUUGUGGAAUAUGGCUAUUGCUGGUCUGCACAAUGUUUCUGUGCUUGAUUCUUCUUUCCUUAGGGAAUCUCACGCUCAAGCACCAAGACAGGUAAGUGAAGAAGGAAGGGUAAGCACCCGGGCAUCCUCACUCCUACAAAUGUGGAGAGAACUUGAGGAUGAACAUGUGGUGAGUCAUGCGCAGGAGAGAAUCAGGGAAAGAUUGUUUCAACAAAGGACUGAUGAGUGUGAUCUAUCGAGGACAGAAACUGCUGAAAGCCAUGGGAGUGAACAUACAGUUGAUUUGGAGGAUGUGAGCAUAGGUGAGAAUGAGUCCAGCACAUGGUCUGAAGGUCAAACCAGGUCACAUAAUGAACACGAGGUAUCCAGUAAUUUUAAUAGUGAGCAUUCUUCUGAUUUUGGUGAAGUUGAGAGGGAGAGGGUAAGGCAGAUAUUCCGUGGAUGGAUGAAUACUGGUGUGCGUGGAUGUACAUCAAGUGUUUCUCAUAUUACUAAUAGCCCUUCAAGGGCAGAGUGGCUUGGUGAAACAGAACAGGAGCGGGUAAGGGUUAUAAGGGAGUGGGUACAAAUGAACAGUCAGCAGAGAGGUGCUUUUGGCAACAGCAGAGAAGAGCAACCUGCUGAACCCGGUAGUCAAAUUGAACGAGUGCGUGAUGGUUUGGUUGUUAACCAGAAUGGAGGUCGAAAUGAACAUAGUCGGAGGGGAAUUCGUAGACUGUGUGGUAGGCAGGCUCUGCUUGAUAUGUUAAAGAAGGCUGAGAGGGAAAGGCAAAUAGAACUUCAAGGAUUGUCAGAGCACCGGGCUGUAUCCAAUUUUCCUCAUCGGAACCGCAUUCAGUCGUUACUUAGAGGUUGGUUUUUGCGAAAUGGAAGAUUGAUUGACAAUGAGAAACCCUCUUCUGUUGCUGAAAGUGAAUUAGGCUUACUGAGGCAAAGACAUACAGUUUCUGGUUUAAGCAGGGAAGGGUUUUUCUCCAGAUUGGACAAUUCUGCUUGUGCUCAAGCAAGCAGUCUUUGUGAUACAUCUAACAGUGACGUUAUUGGUAAUAGAAGUGAAGCAACUGAAGAAAAUAACUUACAUGAGUCUGUAACUGAUUUUUGUGCACGGUCAGUGCAUAGUUAUGAGGCAAAUGACGACCAAACAUGUGACAGCCAUGGAGUAUCAGGGAGUAGUGAUGAUUUAGGAGGCAAUAUGGUUGAAGAUAUGGAUUCAUGUCUAGAAUCUAAUGCUCAUGUAGAAGGAUGGCAUGAACAAGUUCCAGAUAAUGUGGUUAGAGAACGAGAAUGGUCAACCAGUGCUGAAAUUGUUGAAAGGAGAGAUGAUGCUGAACCAAACGUGGUUGGAAGCUCACAGGGAGAUACUGUUGAUGAAUGGGUCCAUGAAGAACAUAGGAAUUUGCAAGAAGUCAAUCAUGUAUCCAAUGAUCAAUCUGAGCAUCAUGUGGAGGGAAAUCUCUUCCACAGUCUAUCUGAUCGUGAAGAUAAUAUAGAAGGCAGCAGGCACGAUGAUGAUAUAAACUGGCAGCAAUCUGCUUCUCAUUUGCAACAGUGGCAGGAUCAGGGUUCAGAGAAUGAUGAGAGAGAGUGGGAGCAAACAGUUGUUGAAUACACUGCAACUGGAUUGGUAGAAAAUACAGAUACAAAUCAUCAGGAAAGUAAUCAUUUUGAAUGGACUAUGGGGAAUGAAGAUAGAGAAAACAGUCAUCUGCAACAAGCUCAUGAAGAGUGGCAAGAAGAAGGUGGUUUCCAAGAGGCUGUGCAGAAUUGGUUAGAAGAAGAGCCAUCUGAUCCAGAAUCCCUUCCAGCAAGGCAGGCUGAUACAUUUUACUUCCCUGAUGAUGAUAAUGUUUAUAGUGUGGAGCUCAGGGAAUUACUCAGCAGAAGAAGAGUCUCUAAUCUUCUUCAUAGUGGUUUCCGUGAGAGUCUUAACCAACUGAUACAAUCAUAUGUGGAAAGGCAAGGUCAUGUUGCUUCAGAUUGGGAGCUGCAUGGCUCAUCCCCUUCUCCUGCAUCUGUUGAACAAGAUCUGGAGCAGAUGAGUGGUGAUCCAAAUGAGGUUCAGGGGAAUCCAGUUGAUAGUCAUCCCCUUUCUCUGCCUUCACAGCCAAUACGGUCUUCUCUGCCUAACUGGGACCAGGAGUCACAGCAUGAUAAUUGGACACCGCAUGACAUGCAUCAGCGACUGGGAAUUGAGUGGGACAUCGUUAAUGAUUUGAGGAUUGACAUGGCUAGGCUUCAGCAGAGGAUGAAUAACUUACAGAGGAUGCUAGAGGCCUGCAUGGAUAUGCAACUUGAGUUGCAGCGUUCUAUAAGGCAAGAAGUUUCAGCUGCCCUGAAUAGAUCCUCUGGUUCCCAAGGACUGCGUGAAGACAGCUUGGCCGAGGACGGAUCUAAGUGGGAUCAUGUAAGAAAAGGAGUUUGCUGUAUAUGUUGUGAUAGCAAUAUUGAUUCUUUACUGUACAGAUGCGGGCAUAUGUGCGCGUGUUCAAAAUGUGCAAAUGAAUUGGUUGAGAGUAGAGGGAAGUGUCCAAUGUGUCGAGCACCCGUAAUUGAGUUGGGGCUGUAUGAGAAUGAGUUGGUUUGGGAACACAGAGAGGAUGACAAGUGGGAGGACAGACGUCAGUUGGGUUCCUAGGUGAACGGUUACGUGGGGGUAAAAGUAAAAAAGGCAAGCAUGGAGUUUUCUGGAGGAGGGAAGGAAAGGAGCACUCUGCACAUACAUAUAAGGAGCACUCUGCACAUAUAUAUAUAUAUAUAUAUGCCUUUCAAGAUUUUGAUUUUUGGUUUAUUUGUUUACCAUUUUUCAUCGGUUAUUGAACCCCAUUAUAAAGCUCCAAACUCCACGGGAUAAAAGGAAAGAGUAGACUAAUAAAAUAAUGUUCCUGUGUUCUUUUUGGUAAAAAAUAAUUAAACAACAUUAGUUUUUGUUUACAAUUUUCCCCCCUCGGUAUGUGCUAUUGGAUAAGCAUAGAAUUUUCUCUGAGCUUC